UAUGUACAUACAUAUAUGUACAUACAUAUGUAGUACCCGCCUUUGUGUGGGGUUAGUUAAUUAGCGAGUAUCCAUAAAAGAAAUAUCUGGCAAGGCUAAUCAUUCAGCCUCCUUCACAUUCAUCAAUUAGUACAUGUAUUCCUUCCGCACACAUGUGCAUACAUGUACAUCAAUGCUAUCUAUUACUGAGCUUCAUAUAUGAGAUACCAAGUACACUAACUAGUCACUAGGCUGGGCUAUUUAGUCUGUUGUGCUCUAGUACUAGAUGCCUUAAUCUAGUCUCACUCACUCAAGAAGAUACAUUUCGGUCUUAAUACAUCAAUAUUGUAUUCAAUUAUUCCAACCCUGCGUAUUCUUAUCGAGCAGUCCCUCCUCUCACACAUCCUCUUGAGUUUCAUUGCCUCAACCAACACUACUAGACGCCAUGGACACCAUGGAUCUCGAUGUCGAGAUGGACGUGGAUGUGGACCUUAUUCCGGACGAGCCUAUUAUCCCCGACCUCGAGUUGCAAGAUACACAGGGCAAUCUUUCACCAGGGGAAAUUGACGACCUAGAGAAUAAUGAAGAUGAUGUCAUACCUAACAAGGUCCAUAUCAGAGGCCUCGAUAUAAUGAACACGGACGAGGUUAAGGAUUACGUUACAGAACACUUCCCAGAGGCGUCGGUGGAGAAAAUAGAAUGGAUAGAUGAUUCCUCAGCCAAUGUACUGUUCAGUUCUGACUCGGCUGCCACCCACGCUCUCAGCUCCUUAGCCGCCCAGGAUAUCCAUGACAUUUCCCAACUACCUAUGCGAAAACUGAACCUCGCCAAACCAUUCUCCAGAAAACCAGAAGUCGCGUUGCAAGUGCGACUCGCGGUCACAUCUGAUAAGAAACAAGCGGGCGCUGCAUCAAGGAGUCGAUUUUAUCUUCUAAAUCCUAGGUAUGACCCAGAGGAGCGGCGGCGGCGGAAUGACAGUCGAAAGUAUCGCGAGCGAGACCGCGACAGCUAUAGUCACCGACGAGAAUUUGAGGACCAAUUCGACGUCAGUCUAUAUGACGACGAUGAAGCAACAUUAGCUACUCGCGCAGCACACUCGCGGCCUCGCCGCAAGCGAUCUCACACACCAGAAACCUACCAGGCUAAUCGCGAGAGGAACUCACAUCGAAAUGAUAAUCGCAGCAAGGAGUUGUUUCCUGGUGUCCUAGACAAUAGGAAAGGAUCCCACCGGGCUCGGUCCGCUUCCCCUAUGCGCGAUGGAGGUGGUGACCGAGAUGUGGGUGAGAUUUGGGCGGGUGGAUCGGCGGCUCAUAAUCAUGACACAGCACGGACAAAUAAAAAACGUCCAUCUCGUAGCAACCCAAGUAGAGAGCUCUUCCCGGAAAGUUCAGCCGCAGGAGCUGGACGUCUAGGGGAUAAUGUGGAAGACACGGCGACUCUCCUAGCCAAAGGUAUCAUGCUGCCCCUGAUGGAUGAGAGCAGCGAUGCACCGGUAUUCGUCAGUCAGAGGCUUGAGGAUCGAAUCACGGUUCCGGGUAGAGAGGCGUCGGCUAGCAGAGUGUCGAGCGUGGGCGACAGGCCCGGGUCAGGUUUCAACAUCCGUGGCACAGCGUCCCAACGGGGCACAGGCCAAGGAUUUGCGAUAAAGGGUAGCGCUAACAAAUCAGCAAAGGAAUUAUUUCCCGAGAAACUAGGUAUCAAUUCGGAGAAGGAACUAUUUGCGGACAGGCUGGAGGGUAGAUCGAGACAGCGGCAGAGAGCGGGUGACUUAUUUGACUAAUGCAAAGGCA
Molecule: messenger RNA, 1769 nt
Organism: Hypoxylon fragiforme
Lineage: Eukaryota; Fungi; Ascomycota; Sordariomycetes; Xylariales; Hypoxylaceae
Exons: 2
Coding region: 425-1759 (444 amino acids)
Cellular component (GO): cytosol; nucleus
Molecular function (GO): mRNA binding; RNA 7-methylguanosine cap binding
Source: RefSeq, a predicted model, not a curated record